This is a messenger RNA of Lytechinus pictus (painted urchin), 4339 nucleotides long. Its product is annotated as phosphatidylinositol 3,4,5-trisphosphate 3-phosphatase TPTE2-like. Gene Ontology annotation, cellular component: nucleus; cell projection; plasma membrane. Lineage: Eukaryota; Metazoa; Echinodermata; Echinoidea; Temnopleuroida; Toxopneustidae. Gene Ontology annotation, molecular function: monoatomic ion channel activity; phosphatidylinositol-3,4,5-trisphosphate 3-phosphatase activity; protein tyrosine phosphatase activity. The record is from RefSeq and is a predicted model, not a curated record. Gene Ontology annotation, biological process: cell motility; monoatomic ion transport; regulation of phosphatidylinositol 3-kinase/protein kinase B signal transduction. The transcript has 18 exons. Bases 196 to 1956 code for a protein of 586 amino acids.
AGUGUGGUAUAUGCUGGGAUCAAGAAUAUUGCAUGGGAAGUUGUGUGAUCGUACACCUCUGGAUUAGAACUAUAUAGGAAUACAUUCGUCUUUACAGUUGUUACGAGUAUGGUGAUUUUAUGAUAAUAUUGACAAAUAAUUAGAAUAACUCAGGAAGACUGUUGUUAUUUUCCUCCUGCACACCAAGCUACAAACAUGAGCAAAUACACCCAGUUCUACAACAACAACAGCGAUGUCGACGAGGGAACGGAGAGCGACCUCGGCAUGCAAGGGAGUGCUGUACUCGUCCCUGAUGAAAUCAAUAUGAAUGGUUAUGAGAAUCCUCGCUAUGAAGACGACAACCAGCCAGAUAAUAACUCAAGUGUACACCAAUGCAGCAAUGGAAAGAAUUCUGAUGGAUCUCCGAUGGAAGUGGCUGGAGAGGAGACUAGAUGGAAGAAAUCUUCAGAGGAGUGCAAAGUACCAAUCGUAGAUACAAAGGGCAGUGUACAGGUCCUUAAUAAUGGAAACAAACAAAUACCUCUGACAGAUUUAGCGAAAGCCCAGUUAAAAGUUAGGAGAUUUGUAGAGCAUUUAGCAGUGAGAUUAAUUGGAGUAGUAUUAGUAUUUGUGGAUAUCAUCAUCGUCAUUGUUGAUAUCAUCAUCGACCCUAAACAAGAAGCACCUCUUGAGAUUUAUGAUAUCUUCUCACUAUGUAUCUGGUUCUACUUUUUCAUUGAAAUAUGCCUAAGGAUCUUUGCUAAAGGGUCAGAAUUUUUUCACAAUAAACUGGACUUACUAGAUCUAGCUAUAGUAGUCAUCACUGGAUCAGUAACAUGGACCUAUGUCAUAGCAGACUUCACAGGAGCUAACUCGGACGUAGGAAAAAUUAUCAUGGUGUGUCGUGUACUAAGAGUGGUGAUGUUUGGCAGACUUAUUAGUGAAAGAAGGCAUGUUGCAAAAGCCUCGAGGAAGUUGGUUUCUGAAAAUAAAAGAAGAUAUUUGCAAGAUGGCUUUGAUCUCGAUCUAACUUAUGUAACUGAUCGAAUCAUAGCAUCAUCGUUUCCUUCAUCUGGAAAACAGUCAAUCUAUAGGAACCCAAUAUCUGAAGUAUCACGAUUUCUAAACACAAAGCAUCCAGACCAUUAUAAAGUCUUCAAUCUCUGUAGUGAGAGACAUUAUGAUGAAUCUUACUUCAAUCAUCAGGUCAUCAGAGUUCAAACAGAUGAUCACAAUGUACCUAAACUAGAAGAAUUGUUAAGAUUCAGUAAGAUUGCUAAAGAAUGGAUGGAAGCAGAUCCUAAGAAUGUCAUCUUUAUUCACUGUAAAGGAGGAAAGGGUCGAACAGGAACGGCAGUGUGCACGUGGUUACUAGAGAGCGAGGCGUUUCAUACAGCAAAGGAAAGCCUAGAUUUCUUUGGAAGCAGAAGAACUGAUUUAGAUGAAGGAGAUAAAUUCCAAGGAGUUCAAACGCCAAGCCAGAGUCGCUAUGUCCAUUACUUUGAACAAGUAAAAUUCAAAUAUGAAGGAAGAAUCCCUGAACCAAAGGAUCUUAUUAUAGAGAAUAUCAGGAUAAGAAAUCUAGCCGGUUUAGGUAAAGGAGAUGGCAGGGAUCUUUAUUUUGAAAUCAUCACAAACAACAUGAAGGUCUUUGAUGGCAGAUUUGAAAAUGGACUCAAUUGUCAGAGUAUAUAUGAUCAUUCUUCUGACACGCUAUCAGCUCGUAUCACGCACUGUCCUCUACUUCAUGGUGAUGUCAAAAUCAGAUUCAAAUCAACAAGCAGGAAAGUACCUGAGGACUAUGAUAAUUGUGCUUUCUUCUUCUGGUUCCAUACAGCGUUCAUCACAGAUAACAGGUUUUUUCUACCCCGGGAUGAGCUUGAUAAUCCUCACAAGAGUAAAGCAAAGAAGAUAUACAGCGAUUUAUUCAGUGUUGAACUACAUUUCAGUGACAUAAAGACAGAAUCUAUUGCAUGAACAGUCAUCAUCAUAGGUCUAUAAUUUUUUUCUGUAGAUAGGAUAUAAUCUUGUUUUGUUUACAACCAUCUCCUGUUUUUUUAUAUAUACUGGCCAAGGAAAUAUCAGGAGCUCAGUAAGGCUGGCUAUCAAUUAAUAAAACUAUCACUGUAAAAAGUCUAAUCACAUUCACUAGCUUAUCCAGCAUCAACUACAUGUAUGACUAAGAAAUGUAUGGGCCCAUGCACAAGCAUUAUAGAGUCACUAUUGUCCCCAGACAAUUGGGCCCAUGAAAUGCUUUGUAGGAUCUGAUGCCUGACAUUUAUGAACACUUUUCUGAAAGAGUUUGCCAUAUUAUAAAGGGCUAAGUCUUAUUAACAUGCUUAAAAACCUGUGGCUCACCAAGUUCCUAGGGAAAAAUAACACUCUGAAAUUGUUUUCUGACAGUAUUGGCUAUGUUAUAUAGCAUAUAAUGGAUGUAUAUUAUUUGUAAAAAAAAGGGUAUUACACACUAUGCAAAUUUGUACUCAAUCAAAGAUCACAGGGUGUAUUAGGAAACAGAUCUGGGUCCCGUUUCAUAAAGCUUGUUAUAAUAACAAAAUUGCAAUAUCAGUUUGAAGCUACUGAAAUCCUGCAAUUUGAUUGGUUGAUUCAAAAUUUGUCAUAGAAAUUUUUCAUGUAUUACUGUAACAAUCAUUUAUGAAACGGGACCCAGGAGGAUCAGAGUGAUAUCAAUCUGCACUAGGAAUUAAACCUCAAACGAUGUCUGACCAAAGAGAAAAUGAACCUUUUAAUAUUCAUUCAAUUGCUAAAGUAUAGGGAUUUUACAAGUUUGAAAUUUAAAUUUUGAGUUAUCAUAUGUUUAGUAAUUAGGUAAAAGUAACUUUGAUAUUCCUUUUCAACAAUAAUGAAAGGUUUUGUAUGAUAGGAAUUUUGGGUAGCAUUUCAUGAAGAGUUUAGUCAGUGAUUUGCACUGAUUAACGUACUCUCAGCUAAUCAGAUGCAAGGAUUUCCAGUAGCUUAUAACACCUGUCAGUUCAAUAUUACCAACAAAACUCUUCAUGAAACACUACCAAAGGUGAUGUUUCAGAAAAAAACUUGUUAUAUAAUAAUAACAAAUCAACAAUUUAUAUUACAACUUUAACAUCAGCAAAUUAAAUUGAAAGAUUUCAGUAGCUUUAAACUGAUAUUGCAAAUUUGUUAUAACAAGUUUUAUGAAACACUGCCCCCCAUCAAGUAUAUUUCAAAGAAAAUUCAAAAAUAUGAUUUUAUAUGAGAAAAGUUUAUGUCAAUGUGACAGAAUACCAUGUAUGUACUGAAAUACGUAAAAUUAAAUGGCAUAACAUGGGGUAAGCAUUGCUAUGAUUAUAGUGACAAGUGUUUUAAGAUAGAUCAUUAUAACAGUUCUUAUAUUUUUUAGAAGUAUGAUAAACGUAAGUUAUAUUAUUUGUGUAUAUGACAUUCAACAGGACCAUUGUGAAUAUGUAUUAUAGAUAGAAGAGUUUUUAUCAAUGAAUUUGAAGUGUGUGCUUAAUUAUAAGCUUGAUCAAGAAUUAUUUUAAUUGUGCAAUAAAUGUUAUUUUCAUAUUUUCAAUGGAUAAUAGUAUUCUAACUGAAAGAUACAAAUUAAUUCUUAUUUAUUGUAUCAUCCAAAUACAUUCACUUAUAUCUAAAUACCUAAUAUAUUUUUUAAAAAUAUGGUUUGUGUCAAUUAAUAUUACAAUAUAUGUGAUUUUUACAAGUGAAAAUUAAGUCCAUUAAUCUAGUUGUAUAUACAUCUAUUUAUCAAAUUUGUACAAUUGGCAGAAUUAAAAACUGUGUCACAUUCAGCAACUCAUCACACAGAUAAUUAGAUUAAAUGCAGCUAACUCUAAGAAAUGAUGAAAAGAAAACGGAAAACCAAGCUUCUGCCAGCAAUUUAUAUCUUGUUUAAGCUAUGAAAAAACAAAAAGUAAUAAUAAUGUGCACUUAUUGGUUAGAUAAAUAUAUCUCAGAAAUCUUAUGUUGAGAUCACAUGUUUAAUUGUAAGCAAACGUGUAAAAGAUUCAUUUGAAGAAAAAAUCUUGAAUUAUUAAAAUAAAACUGAUAUGAAUAAAACAAAUUAAAGUAGGCAUGUAACAGCCAAAUAAAUCUUACUGCUGCCAAUGCUGCUAUUCUUUGUCAUGAAAGUUAUCACUCCUUCAGCAAUGUUAUUAUUGAAGUUCUGAAUGAAUCAAUUAACUAAUAUGAAAUGAAACUUUAAAAAUUAUUUUAAAAUUCCUGAAAUCUUGCCAAUACUUCCAUUAUAUUUGUCACAAGAGAAUUGCACAUGUUGAAUUAUAUUUGAAAAUGUAACUUGUAAUUGUCUUCCCAUUUGUAUUAAUAAUUGUAUUAAAUUUCCAACUUUCAGAUAAGAAAACUGGAG